Molecule: messenger RNA, 742 nt
Organism: Abrus precatorius (Indian licorice)
Lineage: Eukaryota; Viridiplantae; Streptophyta; Magnoliopsida; Fabales; Fabaceae
Product: 60S ribosomal protein L21-1
Exons: 2
Coding region: 65-559 (164 amino acids)
Biological process (GO): translation
Cellular component (GO): cytosolic large ribosomal subunit; ribosome
Molecular function (GO): structural constituent of ribosome
Source: RefSeq, a predicted model, not a curated record
AAGCUUUGCACAGAGAGAGAGAGAGAGAGAGAGAGAGAGAGAGUGAAACCCUAAUUGAGCAAAGAUGCCGGCCGGUCAUGGUUUGAGGGCUCGUACCAGAGAUUCCUUCUCUCGUCCAUUCAGGAAGAAGGGUACCAUUGCCCUCACCACUUACCUCAGGACCUUCCACAUCGGCGACUACGUCGACAUCAAGGUCAAUGGCGCCGUUCACAAAGGUAUGCCUCACAAGUUCUACCAUGGCCGCACCGGUCGCGUAUGGAACGUCACCAAGCGCGCCAUUGGCGUCGAGGUCAACAAGCAGGUGGGUAACAGAAUAAUUAGAAAGAGGAUUCAUGUUCGUGUGGAGCAUGUGCAGCCAUCAAGGUGCACUGAAGAGUUCCGUUUGAGGAAGGUGAAGAACGACCAACUCAAGGCUGAGGCUAAGGCUAAGGGAGAAGUCAUUAGCACCAAAAGACAGCCUGAAGGUCCUAAACCAGGUUUCAUGGUUGAGGGUGCCACUUUGGAGACCGUUACUCCCAUUCCUUAUGAUGUCGUCAAUGACCUUAAAGGGGGUUACUAGUCUGUUCUUUAUGUUUGUUGGAUUGCCUAUUUUUUUCUCUUUUUUGGGUUUUAGUUAUUUUUCAUUGGAAGAGCCUUAUAAUUUACGAACAUUCAGACUCAAGUUUUGUCUUGUUUGAUUCUAAAUACAUGGAUAUGUUCUAUUUUGCUCCUCUUUAAUAUUAUGCUUUAAUAUUUCUUUAUC